Messenger RNA from Budorcas taxicolor (takin), 3027 nucleotides. RefSeq names its product SKI family transcriptional corepressor 2 (gene SKOR2). NCBI's taxonomy places the organism in Eukaryota, Metazoa, Chordata, Mammalia, Artiodactyla, Bovidae. The transcript is spliced from 7 exons. The record is from RefSeq and is a predicted model, not a curated record. The coding region runs from base 1 to 3027 and encodes 1008 amino acids. Gene Ontology annotation, cellular component: transcription regulator complex; nucleus. Gene Ontology annotation, molecular function: SMAD binding; RNA polymerase II cis-regulatory region sequence-specific DNA binding; DNA-binding transcription factor activity, RNA polymerase II-specific. Gene Ontology annotation, biological process: negative regulation of BMP signaling pathway; negative regulation of transcription by RNA polymerase II.
AUGGCUUCCAGCCCGCUGCCGGGGCCCAACGACAUCUUGCUGGCGUCGCCGUCGAGCGCCUUCCAGCCCGACGCGCUGAGCCAGCCGCGACCCGGCCACGCCAACCUGAAACCCAACCAGGUGGGCCAGGUGAUCCUCUAUGGCAUUCCCAUCGUGUCGCUGGUGAUCGACGGGCAGGAGCGCCUAUGCCUCGCACAGAUCUCCAACACUCUCCUCAAGAACUUCAGCUACAACGAGAUCCACAACCGCCGCGUGGCGCUGGGCAUCACGUGCGUGCAGUGCACGCCGGUGCAGCUGGAGAUCCUGCGGCGCGCCGGGGCCAUGCCCAUCUCCUCGCGCCGCUGCGGCAUGAUCACCAAGCGCGAGGCUGAGCGCUUGUGCAAGUCGUUCCUAGGCGAAAACAGGCCGCCCAAGCUGCCCGACAACUUCGCCUUCGAUGUUUCGCACGAGUGCGCCUGGGGUUGCCGCGGCAGCUUCAUCCCCGCGCGCUACAACAGCUCGCGCGCCAAGUGCAUCAAAUGCAGCUACUGCAACAUGUACUUCUCGCCCAACAAGUUCAUCUUCCACUCCCACCGCACGCCCGACGCCAAGUACACGCAGCCGGACGCAGCCAACUUCAACUCGUGGCGGCGUCAUCUCAAGCUCACGGACAAGAGCCCCCAGGACGAGCUCGUCUUCGCCUGGGAGGACGUCAAGGCCAUGUUCAACGGCGGGAGCCGAAAGCGCGCGCUGCCCCAGCCGGGCACGCACCCCGCCUGCCACCCGCUCAGCUCAGUCAAGGCGGCCGCGGUGGCGGCGGCGGCGGCGGUGGCCGGGGGCGGGGGGCUCCUGGGCCCGCACCUGCUGGGGGCGCCGCCCCCGCCGCCGCCGCCGCCGCCUCUGGCCGAGCUGGCCGGCGCGCCGCACGCGCCGCAUCACAAGCGGCCGCGCUUCGAGGACGACGACGACUCGCUGCAGGAGGCGGCCGUCGUGGCCGCCGCCAGCCUCUCGGCCGCCGCCGCCGCCAGCCUCUCGGUGGCCGCCGCCUCGGGUGGCGCCGGGGCGGCCGGGGGCGGCGCCGGGGGCGGUUGCGUGACCGGCGCGGGCGCGGCGGCCGGCGCCAAAGGGCCGCGUAGCUAUCCGGUCAUCCCGGUGCCCAGCAAGGGCUCGUUCGGGGGCGUGCUGCAGAAGUUCCCGGGCUGCGGGGGCCUCUUCCCGCAUCCUUACACCUUCCCAGCCGCCGCCGCCGCCUUCGGCUUGUGCCACAAAAAGGAGGACGCGGGCGCCGCGGCCGAGGCCCUGGGGGGUGCGGGCGGCGCGGCCGCGGCGCCCAAGGCGGGCCUGUCGGGCCUCUUUUGGCCGGCGGGCCGCAAGGACGCCUUCUACCCGCCCUUCUGCAUGUUCUGGCCUCCACGGACCCCGGGCGGGCUUCCGGUGCCCACGUACCUACAGCCCCCGCCGCAGCCGCCCUCGGCGCUCGGCUGCGCGCUGGGGGAAAGCCCGGCCCUGCUGCGCCAGGCCUUCCUGGACCUGGCCGAGCCCGGCGGCGCGGGCGCGGGCGCGGGCGCCGAAGCGGCGCCCCCGCCGGGUCAGCCCCCUCCGGUCGUGGCCAACGGCCCGGGCUCCGGCCAGCCGCCUCCUGCGGGCGGCGCGGGGGCCCGCGACGCGCUCUUCGAGUCGCCCCCGGGCGGCGGCGGCGGGGACUGCAGUGCGGGCUCCACGCCCCCGGCCGACCCGGGCUCGGUGACCGGGGCCGCCGGAGCGGGCCCCGCGGGCGCCCGAGGGCCCGCGGCCCCCCACCCUCACCUCCUGGAGGGGCGCAAAGCCGGCGGAGGCAGCUACCACCACUCGAGCGCCUUCCGGCCGGUGGGCGGCAAGGACGACGCGGAGAGCCUGGCCAAGCUGCACGGGGCGUCCGCGGGCGCGCCGCACUCGGCCCCAGCGCAUCACCACCACCACCACCACCCCCCGCACCAGCACCACCACCACCACCACCACCACCACCCCCCGCAGCCGCCGUCGCCGCCGCUGCUGCUGCUGCCCCCGCAGCCCGACGAGCCGGGCUCGGAGCGCCACCACGCGGCCCCGCCGCCGCCGCCCCCGCCACCCCCGCCGCUGGCCCCGCAGCCGCACCCCCGAGGUCUCCUGUCCCCCGGUGGCACCAGCUGCAGCUACCCCAGCGAGGACAGCUCCGAGGACGAGGACGACGAGGAAGAGGAGCAGGAGGUGGACGUGGAGGGCCACAAGCCCCCCGAGGGCGAGGAGGAGGAAGACGAAGGUCGAGAGCCCGAGGACGACGAGGAGGAAGACGAGGAGACGGGGGUCCUGCUAGCGGACCCCUUGGUCGGCGGCGGCCGGUUCCUCCAGGGCAGAGGGCUGUCGGAGAAGGGGAGCAGCCGGGACCGCCCGCCGGCCGCCGCGGGCGCUUUCCCGCUGGCGCUGAGCUCCUCGCGGCUGCUGCAGGAGGACGGGAAACUGGGCGACCCCGGCGGCCCGGACCUGCCCCCACCGCCGCCCCCGCCGCUGGCCUCGCAGACACAGAGCGGCGGCCUCGGCAGCAGCCCCGGCAGCCCGGUCCACCAUCCAUCACUGGAGGAGCAGCCCUCCUACAAAGAUAAUCAGAAAACUAAGGAGAAUAAUCAAGUUAUUUUAUCUACAAAGGACGACAACAACUUUUCAGAUAGGAACAAGGAGCAUAGCUUUUUCAUCACGGACUCUGAUGCUUCGGGAGAUUUUUGGAGAGAAAGAUCAGGUGAACACACACAGGAGACGAAUUCACCUCAUUCACUCAAAAAGGAUGUAGAAAAUAUGGGGAAAGAAGAACUUCAGAAGGUUUUAUUUGAACAAAUAGAUUUACGGAGACGACUCGAACAAGAAUUCCAAGUGUUAAAAGGAAAUACAUCUUUCCCAGUAUUCAAUAAUUUCCAGGAUCAGAUGAAAAGGGAGCUAGCCUACAGAGAAGAAAUGGUGCAACAGUUACAAAUUAUUCCCUAUGCAGCAAGCUUGAUCAGGAAAGAAAAGCUUGGUGCCCAUCUCAGCAAAAGCUAA